Molecule: messenger RNA, 2427 nt
Organism: Strongyloides ratti
Lineage: Eukaryota; Metazoa; Nematoda; Chromadorea; Rhabditida; Strongyloididae
Product: Transitional endoplasmic reticulum ATPase
Exons: 2
Coding region: 1-2427 (808 amino acids)
Biological process (GO): autophagosome maturation; mitotic spindle disassembly; retrograde protein transport, ER to cytosol
Cellular component (GO): nucleus; VCP-NPL4-UFD1 AAA ATPase complex; cytosol
Molecular function (GO): ATP binding; ATP hydrolysis activity; polyubiquitin modification-dependent protein binding
Source: RefSeq, a predicted model, not a curated record
AUGGCUAGCGUUCCAACUGAGAAAUCGGCUGAUGAGAAAAAAAAUGAUAAACUUGCAACAGCUAUCUUACAAACUAAAGCUAAACCAAAUCGUUUGAUGGUAGACCAAUCAGGUGAUGAUGAUAAUUCUACUAUUUUCUUAAACCAAACUAAAGUUGACGAACUUGGGCUCUUCCGUGGUGAUACUGUUCUUAUCAAAGGAAAAAAAAGACGUGAGACAGUUGCGAUUGUUGUUGUUGACGAUGAGUGUCCUGUUGAUAAAAUUAAAAUGAAUCGUGUUGUUCGUAACAAUCUUCGUAUUCGUUUGGGAGAUUUUGUACUUAUUAAUCCUCUUCCAAAUAUUUCUUAUGGAGAACGUGUGCAUAUUCUUCCAAUUGAUGAUACUGUUGAGGGAUUAACUGGAAAUUUAUUCGAAGUUUUCUUGAAACCAUAUUUUACUGAAAAUUAUAGACCAGUAUGCAUUGGUGAUAUUUUCUCUGUAAAAGCUGCAAUGAGGACUGUUGAAUUCAAGGUUGUUAAUGCACAACCAUCUCCUUAUUGUAUUGUUGCCCCAGAUACCAUGAUUCAUUGUGAGGGUGAUCCAAUUAAACGUGCUGAUGAGGAGGAGAAUUUGAAUGAAAUUGGGUAUGAUGAUAUUGGUGGUGUUCGCAAGCAAUUGGCUCAGAUUAAAGAAAUGGUUGAACUUCCACUAAGACAUCCACAAUUGUUCAAGUCAAUAGGUAUUAAACCUCCACGUGGUAUUCUUUUAUAUGGACCACCUGGUACAGGUAAAACAAUGAUUGCUCGUGCUGUAGCAAAUGAAACUGGAGCAUUCUUUUUCCUCAUUAAUGGUCCUGAAAUUAUGAGUAAGAUGUCUGGUGAGUCAGAAUCUAAUCUUCGUAAGGCUUUUGCUGAAUGUGAAAAAAAUAGUCCUUCAAUAUUGUUUAUUGAUGAAGUUGACGCAAUUGCUCCAAACAGGGAAAAAACUCAUGGAGAAGUUGAGAGACGUAUUGUUUCACAAAUGCUUACACUUAUGGAUGGUAUUAAACAACGUAACAACGUCGUUGUUAUUGCUGCCACAAACAGACCAAAUUCUAUUGAUCCGGCUCUUCGUCGUUUUGGACGUUUUGAUAGAGAAAUUGACAUUGGAAUUCCUGAUGCUAUUGGAAGACUUGAGAUCUUAAGAAUUCAUACAAAGAAUAUGAAACUUGCUGAUGAUGUAAAUCUUGAAACUAUUGCCAAUGAAUGUCAUGGUUAUGUUGGUGCUGAUUUAGCAUCUUUAUGUUCUGAAGCUGCUAUCCAACAAAUUCGUGAGAAAAUGGAACUUAUUGAUUUGGAAGAUGAUACAAUCGAUGCCGAGGUUCUUAACUCUUUAGCGGUUACAAUGGAUAACUUCCGUUUCGCUUUGAAUAAGAAUUCACCAUCUGCUUUGAGAGAGACAGUUGUUGAAACACCAAAUGUUACAUGGGAAGAUAUUGGAGGACUUGAAAAUGUUAAGAGAGAAUUACAAGAAUUAGUACAAUAUCCAGUUGAGCAUCCAGAGAAAUAUCUUAAAUUUGGAAUGCAACCAUCACGUGGUGUACUUUUCUAUGGACCACCUGGAUGUGGUAAAACACUUCUUGCUAAAGCUAUUGCUAAUGAAUGUCAAGCUAAUUUUAUAAGUAUCAAGGGACCAGAACUUUUAACCAUGUGGUUUGGUGAAUCUGAAGCUAAUGUUCGUGAUGUAUUUGAUAAAGCUCGUGCUGCCGCUCCAUGUGUAUUAUUCUUUGAUGAAUUGGAUUCAAUUGCUAUUUCUCGUGGAGGAAGAUCUGGUGAUGCUGGUGGUGCUGCAGAUCGUGUUAUCAAUCAAGUUCUUACUGAAAUGGAUGGUAUUGGUGCUAAGAAAAAUGUCUUUAUUAUUGGAGCUACUAAUAGACCAGAUAUUAUUGAUUCUGCUAUCCUUCGUCCUGGACGUCUUGACCAACUUAUUUACAUCCCAUUACCUGAUGAAGCUUCUCGUCUUCAAAUUUUCAAAGCCAAUCUUAAGAAGUCACCAAUUGCCAAAGAUGUUGACCUUAAAUAUUUGGCUCAAAAUACUAUUGGAUUUUCUGGAGCUGAUAUCACAGAAAUUUGUCAAAGAGCUUGUAAAUUAGCUAUACGUGAAUCUAUUGAAAAGGAAAUUAGAAUGGAAAAAGAACGUGCAGAACGCCAGGCUAGAGGAGAAGAAGUUAUGGAGGAUGAAAAUGACCCAGUUCCAGAAUUAACAAGACAGCACUUUGUAGAAGCAAUGAAAUACGCUAGACGUUCAGUUUCUGAUAAUGAUAUUGUAAAAUAUGAAUCAUUCUCUGAAACACUUCAACAACAACGUGGAUUUGGAAAUAAUUUCAGUUUUCCUACUGACGGAACUCACAAUGUUGGUGGACAUUCAGCACCUCAACCAUCUAAUGAUGAUGAUGACUUAUAUGCUUAA